UGGCAAUACCAACUUCAAUUUAUUUCUUUAAUGAAAAUUUACUUGCUCUAAUCAUAUAAAAUUUCCAGAAUCGUUUUCAAAUUAAAGUGAGACGGUACUUCACCACACCAAAAAAUAAGGGAAAAAAGAAAGAAGUUGGGGAGGGCCAUUCGGUUGGUGGAUUUUCUUCAAGUAGUUUAUUUUGAAGCUUCAACUAUAAGGCAUCAUAUUGAGGCAGACAUAACACAGAUCUGUGUUCAAUUUCUCUGUUUUAUGAAACAGCAACAAUGGCAAAAACUAUGACUGUGUGGUAUCUUUUCGUCACCCUUGCCUUCAUUUAUGCUGCUACUGCUGAUACUCAAAUCAAAAUUACUAAUAACCCUGCGGACAAGUUGGUAGCUGCGAUUAAUGAAAACAGAACUGCUCACAAGGUAUCAUCUUUAACUGACAACCCCGGGCUUGCGUGUAUUGCGCUACAAUACAUUAAAGCAUACCAGGGUGAUUGUGAUGCUGUGGGUGGACCUGAUGCAAAGAAGCCUCCUGAAUCUCAAUUUGCUGAAGUUUUUGCCCCUGCUUGUGGUGUUAAGGCCUCAACUCUUGCUCCUAUAACUGGUCGUUUCCUUGGAUGCCAAUCUAAGUAUGUUCACGCACCUGAGGCUUUUUCUGAAAUCCUCAUAAGAAACCAGAAGAGCUUAGACAUUCUCUACAGUAAGAAUCACACUCAGGUUGGUGCUGCAGUGACGGGUACUGAUGGGGGGUCUCCUUACUUCUGGUGUGUGUUGUUUAGCAGUGGCAAACCUAACAGCACCUUUACUUUAGAGGGUGGUGUGGCUAAAAUAACAAAACCUGGUUGCUUUAGUGGAGCUAAUGAUGAGUGCAGUGGUGCUCCUGAUUGGUCAGCACUCAGUAGGAUAUGGCUAUUUGCCACUUCAGUUCUGAUUGCAAUGUGGUUUGCUUUUCCAUUAUGAUCAUAAACUGAGAUGAAUUGUAUGAUUUCCACUUGAUUUAGAGACCUUUGCUGUCUUUGUUGUAUAUGACAUGCUUGGCCUCAACUAUUCUUUUUUCUUUUUUCCCUUUGUUUGAUUUUGUAAUUUGUUAUGAGAUUC
Molecule: messenger RNA, 1085 nt
Organism: Abrus precatorius (Indian licorice)
Lineage: Eukaryota; Viridiplantae; Streptophyta; Magnoliopsida; Fabales; Fabaceae
Exons: 2
Coding region: 267-947 (226 amino acids)
Source: RefSeq, a predicted model, not a curated record